This is a messenger RNA of Venturia canescens, 1079 nucleotides long. It is a transcript of the gene CHOp24, whose product is annotated as transmembrane p24 trafficking protein CHOp24. Gene Ontology annotation, biological process: Golgi organization; endoplasmic reticulum to Golgi vesicle-mediated transport; intracellular protein transport. The transcript is spliced from 3 exons. Gene Ontology annotation, cellular component: endoplasmic reticulum; endoplasmic reticulum-Golgi intermediate compartment; COPII-coated ER to Golgi transport vesicle. NCBI's taxonomy places the organism in Eukaryota, Metazoa, Arthropoda, Insecta, Hymenoptera, Ichneumonidae. The coding region runs from base 380 to 1009 and encodes 209 amino acids. The record is from RefSeq and is a predicted model, not a curated record.
UGAAAAUCCGAAACUCGAAUUGCUAAUUGGUUGCAAACAUCUUCCGGAUCGAAGAAUAAUUGCUGAUUCGGGCUGUCAUCACAGCUGUAAAUAUAUUUGAAAACUCGCCUUAGGGUUACGAGAAACGGAAGAACGUGGCGUUAUUUCUAUCAUCGUUUUGACAAAACUCGCACUCCCUUCCUUGACAUACGGUGAUAGUGGAUACCUGUAAUUAACGAGAACGAGUAUAUGAAACCAAAAAAAAUAUUUAUAGAAAACUAAAAAACAAAUCGGAAACAAAUCGUAAUAUCGAAUUAACAAUAGUUUCAAAAUUUCUCAACGGAAUAACACGUAUUUUUCCUAGUGCGCGAUAAAAAAGGACUUAACCUCAAUUUCGAAGAUGAAAAAUUUCCUUUUAUCGUUAUUGUUGUUGGGCCUCCACUAUCGGGCGAAUGCAUUUUCUAUUACGGUCGAUUCACAUGCCGAAGAAUGUUUUUUUGAAAGGGUCGAACUCAACACAAAAAUGGGUCUCACGUUUGAAAUAGCAGAAGGGGGGUUCUUGGAUAUCGACGUAAGAGUGGUUGGUCCGGAUGGUUUAGCAAGACUGCAGGGUGAGCAAGAAGGUCAAGGAAGAUACACUUUUGCUGCCGAUGUCCCGGGCGAAUAUACUUAUUGCUUUAGCAAUAAGAAGAGUACGCGCACACCUAAAGUGGUAAUGUUUAAUAUGGAGGUCAGCGAAGCGCCAAAACCUGUAGCCGAACAUGAAAAGUCUGCCGACGGUCAUGAAGCUACGAACGGCAAUCCUGCGAGCUUGGAUAGCAUGAUUAAGGAUUUGAGCGCAGGCCUGCGGGAAGUCAAGAGUCAGCAGGAGUACAUGCAGAUUCGGGACAGAAUUCAUCGUUCCAUCAACGAGAGUACAAAUUUCCGUGUUGUACUGUGGUCCAUUUUUGAGGCUACUGUGCUCUUAGCAAUGACUUUGGGUCAGGUAUACUACCUCAAACGUUUCUUCGAAGUGCGCAGAGUAGUUUAAUGUGCUUUUAAAAUAAACAUACAUCUAUAAUAUAAUAUGAGAAUAAAUCGAGUGGAAUUUCCUAAAUGAA